AUGGAGCCUUGGAGCCAUGGUUUGGAUAAUGAAGGAAGCCUAUUGUUCUCGGAGUAUGGUGUGGAAGUAAACACAUUUUCUGAUUUUGAUAAAAACAUGAUUAUUGCCCCUAGUUUUGAGGAAAUUAAUGAAGGUGCAGACUUCAUGGAACUAUGGACAAACAACAACAGUAACACUGACAACAAUUUUACUAUUAAUAAUGGUAAUUUUACUAGUAAAAUGAUGAUGUUCUCUGAUGAUGAUAUGAAUGGAAACAACUGGAAAAGAAUACCUGCAAUUGAAUGCUACAAUGGCUAUGGAGGAUUGGAGAGUAGUGGGCAAUCUGCCUCAGCUAAGAAGGAGAAGAUGAUGGUUGAAUAUUAUAAUUCUUGUCAAGUCCCAAUUAUCUGCCAAGUUGAUGGGUGUGAAAUGGAUCUUAGUUCCUCCAAAUACUAUCACCAGAGGCAUAGAGUCUGUGUGGACCACUCCAAAACCACCAAAACCAUUCUUCAUGGUGUUGAGCAGAGAUUUUGCCAGCAAUGUAGCAGGUUUCAUUUGUUAGCAGAAUUUGAUGAUGAUAAACGCAGUUGUCGGAAGCGUCUUGCCUGCCACAAUAAGCGCCGCAGAAAGCCCCGCUUAUAUACUCACUGGGAUGCAAGCUUAUUAUUGGAAAUGGCUUCACAAGGGGCAUCCCCAUUCCUUAUUCCUGAAACACUUCCUGGAAAUCUCAGCUUUUGCCAAGAACAGGAGAACAAGACAAGUAAAGAUUGGCAUAGUAUGUUGUCAUUCUAUGAUGCCCUCCCCGCCGCCGGCAACCUCGUAGAAAUGUUGUCACCGGUUCAUCAAGAACUUUCCGGCGGGGAGAAUUCCGGCAGUGCUUUCUCUCAUCUCUCUGCUACCCAGACCAGAGCAGAUCAUCGUCCUGACAGCAAAAAAUCAAACAAUUCUAUGAAUUACAGCAAAAAAUGUUUGAAGUCAUCUCCAAGGAGUGGACCGAUCAUUGAUCUGCAGCAGUUGUCAACCCAUUUCCGACGAGUGGAGCAGCAGAGAAGCUCAGUGCAAGGGAAGAACCAAGAGAUCGAUCAUGUCGUCCAAUUUUAG
This is a messenger RNA of Ipomoea nil (Japanese morning glory), 1080 nucleotides long. RefSeq names its product squamosa promoter-binding-like protein 6. The coding region runs from base 1 to 1080 and encodes 359 amino acids. The record is from RefSeq and is a predicted model, not a curated record. Gene Ontology annotation, molecular function: DNA binding. Gene Ontology annotation, cellular component: nucleus. NCBI's taxonomy places the organism in Eukaryota, Viridiplantae, Streptophyta, Magnoliopsida, Solanales, Convolvulaceae. The transcript is spliced from 3 exons.